GGCGAGUCCUUGGCUUUACAAUGGCCAAAGAACCAACAACGAAACGAAGGCAGCGACGACACCAGCAUCCGACGAUAACGACGACGACGACGAUGCUGCGUGGAGCACGAUGCUUAUUGGGCGACGUUUUUCGCUGCUCUGGCAGCGAGACGACAGUGUGAAUUUGUAACUCGAGAGCGACGGAACGAUUGCGGCUAAAAAAAAGGCUCGGAUUUUUGCAAAUAUUUGCCCCAAAGUGGAGGCAACAUACACACACACAUACACAAAAGUGCAGCAAACAGCAACAGCAACAAUAAAAGUGUUCAGCAACAACAACAUCAUCAUCAUCAACUUCAUCAUCAACGACAACUACAACAAUAAAAGCAACACAAAAGGAUAUUUUUAGAAGGCUGCAACAACUGCAGCUGGCAAUUUCAACAUUGGAACAAAAGACUUUGUUCCAUUCAACGUUUUUGUGUUUUUUGUUUUACAUUUUUUGUUGUUUUCGUUUUCGGUUUUGUUUUUUGUGUUUUUGGCACAACUGAAGCAAUUAACUGAAAAUGUAGCGCUGCCAAAGGACAUGGCCAGAGUGGAACAGCAAAUGCGAUGCCAUGCAACGACAAGCAUAAAUAAACUUGGCAGAUUCCGUGAUUAGGACGUGGUGUACCCAAGCGCUCUAAAUGCAGACGAUAUGGGCACAACAUGGCCUCAGCACAGAUGCGACAUUUCUAUAACACACCAACAACAACAACAAACAAGUCUACUUCUAUCACAACACGCCAACUCUUACAACAGCAGCAGCAACUACAACAACAGCAACAGCAACACACGGCCAACAACAGCAAACGGAAGCAAUUUGAAAGUGAAACGUUUCUGUGCCACACAACAACAAAAACAACAACAAAAGCAGAAGGAGCAGCAACAGGAGCAACACAAAGCAAAUUGGAAGCAACAUGGCAGCCACUCACGCCAGCAACACUCGAACCAGCAACGACAGCAACUGCAGCAGCAGCAGCAGCAGAAUCUGCAAGAGCAACAGCAUCAGAUGAUGCACAAGCGUCGAGUGGAUGUGAAAAAGGUGCGUCAAAUUGGUUAUGGACAAUACAUGAGAUUGCUGCCGGCAGCAACAGCAAUAGCAGCAGCGCCAAAAUGCUGCAACAGCAACAACAGCAGCAGCAGCAGGAACUGCAUCAGCAAUAUCCUGUCGCAAGUUCACAUGGUGCUAAUUGCAAUGACGACAGCGACGUUAUUGGCACUUGCGUUGCGGGAUGGCAACACAUUGCUGUUGUUACUGUGGCUGCCACUGUUGCUCUUGGCCAUGCUAAGCAAGUUGUCCACGACAGCAACAGGAGUGAGUGCACCACAACGACAGCAACUAGCAACUGUAAGCCAGCAAUACAAUCACGCUUAUCUUCCAAAACCAAAUACGGCCAAGGUCAGGACACUGCAACAGCAACAGCAACAACACGAACAACAGCAACAGCAACAACAACAUCCACAACAACAGCAACAGCAAGCAAACAACGAAAAAUCUAUCAACACUGCACAAACAAUGUCGCUGCCACUGCCCUCGGCUCACGGACUGUCAAAAUCUUUAUGGAUAUGCAAAAAUUUGCACGCACUGUAUUUCCGCUUGUUAUUGUCUUCAAUCUGCUACCUUUGUUCUAUGCAGAAUGUGAUCAGACGUUUGUGUCGCGCAUUGGCGGGCCACAGAACGGCAGCUUCACGGCGCCGCUGCUGCACAACCAUCGCAAUCAUUCGCGCCAAUGCCUCUACACAUUCCUAGCAGGACCUGGACAGCGCGUCGAAGUAGUUUUUAAAUCCUUUAAUUUAAGAGGAAGUCCGCCAGACGGUUCGGCCGUCGGUGAAUUACCAAGCUGUGUUCAUGAGUACAUGGAUAUCUACUCGGAGGUGCAAUCGUCCGAACCAGCGGAGCUGAUCAAUUCCCCAUUCGGCGGUCGCUAUUGUGGUGCCAUUCCGCCGCGUCGUCGCAUUUCCAUGUACCGCGCCGUUGCAAUUUCAUUUUUUAGCAACAAAAAUGUGUCGACCGAUCUGUUCGAGGGCACGUUUAGGUUUAUAAAUGCAUCGGAAUAUGAAAUUGGCAUACCCAUUGCUGGGUCGCCAUGUUCCUACACGAUAACGCCUAGCAUGAGUAUCAAUAAAACUGGCGCACUCAUAUCGCCAACCUAUCCAGGUGCCUAUCCGAAGGAUAUGUCAUGCACAUAUCAAUUUCUUGGUGAAUCGAAUCAAAGAGUUAGAUUAGAGUUUCGUGAUUUUGAUCUGUUUUUUGGUGGACCACACUGCCCAUUUGACUAUGUGAAAGUGUACGAUGGUCCAGACAAUUCGUCAGCAUUAAUCGGUACAUAUUGCGGACAGCAAAGAAACUUAGUAUUGUAUUCGAGCGAAUCGAGCCUUUUUGUUCAUUUUUAUACCUUACCGCGCACCGCAAAUACGCAAAAUCGUGGCUUUAAAGGAAUUUAUGAAUUUAGCGAAAGUUUUGUUAAAUUAGAUUUUAUACGUGAAAAUGAUGGCAUUCACAUACGUGGCUCAGAAUGUGAUCAAAAGAUUUUAUCGAAGAAGGAAUCCACUGGCUUUGUGCUCUCACCUAACUAUCCCUAUCCAUAUAUACCAAAAACUGUGUGUAGAUAUUUCAUCUAUGGCAUGCAGGAUGCACAGCAUCUGGAGCGUGUACGGCUCGAGUUUAAUUCUUUCAACAUACCCAAAAUGGAGCACAAAGACAAGAGCGAAUCCAACUGUACUGAUGGCUAUCUGAAAAUCUAUCUAAAGGGACAGGAGACUGCCGAUGCGUAUGACAAAUUUGAUUAUGAGCUGUGCGGCAAUGAGACGCAGCGUGUGAUCAGCGAUGGUCCACGCUUGGCGAUGGUGUUCAGUUCGGGUGAGCUGCAGGGGCGUGGCUUUAAGGGCAAAUACACAUUCGAGACGGAGUAUAAAAUACCCGGCACUGCGGCACCGGAUGGCACCUGCAGCUUCACGUAUGUGAGCAGCUCGAAGAAACGCGGCGAGCUAAACAGUCCACGCUAUCCCUCCAACUAUCCGUCGGACACGAACUGUUCCUAUCUGUUCUUGGCCGAGCACAACGAACAGGUGACCAUUGUUUUCGAUCACUUCAAGAUCAAGGCGGACAACAAUGCGAAUGCCACAGCCGGUGCUUAUGGUUCCGGCGCCUGCUUUGAGGAUUGGCUGGAAAUGUAUGUGGUGUAUCGGGACAACAAUGAUCGCCUGCUCGGCCGCUAUUGUGGUUUGACAGCACCCGGACCCGUUGAGAGCCCCCGGGGUGCGGUUGGUCUGCGCAUCACGUUGCACACGGAUCAGGAGAGCGUGGCAAGCGGCUUCAAGGCGCGCUAUUUCUUCGAGUCGGCCAAAUCCGAUGCCGGCGACUGUGGCGGAAAUUUCAGCAACGAGGACUCGGGCAUUAUCACUUCGCCUAAUUAUCCCGCAGGCUAUAAAGCACCUGGACGCGGCAUGGCCUCCAAUGCCUGCAACUGGGUGAUGACUGCACGUGCCGGCUACAAGCUGUCGAUUAACUUUGAGCAGUUUGCACUCGAGGGCGAUCCAGCAGGUCGAGGCUGUCCGGCGGCUGUGCUGCGCCUGUGGGUGAAUGUGGAUUCAGAUCAGCCGCCAGUGGAGUUGUGCGGCGAAAAGCCCCCCGUCGAGCAGUGGCAUUAUAUAUCCACAGGCCAAACGGCACGCAUCAGUUUCACCACCAGCGACAAGACCGUUGGAGCACAGGGCUUCCGCAUUGUAUGGACUGAAAUACAGGAUUCGGGGCCGGGUCCACCAUCCAUUGGGCUGCUCUGCGAGUCCACGUAUCACUUUCAGUGCGCGGCAGGAUAUUGCAUAUCGGACAAGCUGCGCUGCGAUGGCGUCAAGAACUGUGGGCCCGGCGAUGAUAGUGACGAAUUGCAUUGUAUCACGGAAGCGGCAGAGGAGGAUCACGACGUCCUAAUUAUAAUAACACUAGUCGUCGUCUUGUCCCUAAUCUGUCUCCUAUGCACACUCUGUCACUCCAGAAGAAAACGUAGAAAUCAUGUCCGUCAAUUGGGUUUACAUCGGAAUGCGCAUUACGAUUCGCAGACGAGUGCUACAGCUGGUCUUAGCUCUAGUCGGCGGCAUUUGCAGAGCGGUGGAGCGAGCAUUGCCGGAAGCCUGCACGGCAUCAAUAGUGGCACCUUGAUCAUUCCGCCUGCCCCUCUUCCACCCACCAGCGUGCCACCGCCACCUCACAUUUGUAUAGCCGGUGUGGAUAUGGUGCAUGGUCUAAUGUCCAACGAUGAGGAUGACGACGAUGAUGACGACGACCUCGAGCUGGAUGAGGAGGAUCAACUGGCUGCGGAUAUAUUUAUAAACGAUGUGCAUUUCGACGAGGAUAAUAUCGAUCAUGUAAACCAAAUGGCAAAUGUUUAACUAUGUUUUUGUUUCGGUUUUUAAGCAUUUUUAUCGUUAGUUUCUGUUGUAGAGCGCUUUAGGUUAAGCCGUGUCCUUGCCCAAAGGGGACACUUAAAUGCAUAAAUGCAAAGUGCGAACUGCAAAAACUGUGUGCAGCUAACUGGUUGGAGUAGUUCAAUGUUUACAAAACUACAAUCAGCACAGCAAAUCACAAAAGUAAGCAGAGUAGUGGAAAAUGAAGAUAAAGAUGAUGAUGAGAAUGAAGUUGAAGUUGAAGUUGAAGUGGAGGAUGAUGAUGAACAAGAAGAUAAAUUCAAAAGUUAACAAUACCUAAAAGACGAAAAAUUAUGCAAAAGUGCGAAUUGAUUAAGAUAUAAAUUUAAUAAGCUAUAGACAAGGCGCAAAACGUAAACGUAAUAAACAACAAAAAAUAAGUACAGUAGGGCGAUAAACAUUGUAGUAGCGAUAAACGAUGAAAUGAUGAAUCGAUUAAACGAUAACAACAAUGACGACAGGCAACAAAUAAUAAUUACAUUUAAAUAUACAUACAUGCAUACAUAACUAUAUUAUACACAUAGCGACUACGUAUGACAGAUAAAGGUAAAAAAUAAAAUAAAUAAAUGAAAAGAAGAUAAACCACAAGGCUUGAUGAGAGGAGACGGAUCGAUGAAGACAGACAGACGUAGAUGAUGACAAAGACGAAGACGAAGAUGAAGAUGAAGAUGAUGAAAAACCAAGCGGCGAUUAUGUGUCAGCAUUUUCUUAGCCACAGGUGACCGCAAAAAGUUGUUGAUUUUUAUAUUUGAUACGAGUAAUAUUUAGGUGAAGCAUAAAUUGAAUUAAUUAUACAACAAUACCAAAAACAUUCACAAAUAAAUUCAAAUUGCAAACGAGCAAAAAAUAUGAACAAUUUGCUUAUAAUAAUGGGCAUAAAACAAUAACAUAAAUAAAUACCUAUAUUACUAUACCUAUAAAAAACCUUAACAGCCGCAAAUAAACUUUUAUUUACACAUUUUUUUACAAUAAGCAAGACACAAACACAUACAUACAUACACACCAUACACACACAUAGCAAUAACUGAAGUUAAAGCAAGUUUAUAAAUUGAAGUUUUUAACUAAAAGAAAUAAGAAACGAAAACAAAAGAGAAAAAAUCAACAAAUACAUUACAAACAAAAAAUAAUGCAUAAAUAAAAUGAAGAAUUAGUGACUAUCAAACCUGUAUCUUCCAGCAAAAGUUAAACGCAAAAUUCUUAAAUCGAGAGAUCUGUAUAAAUAAAAACGAAUAAAUAAAUUAAUUCAUACAAAUAACUAAAAUCUAGUAGCGCCAUUCGACGGGAGCUGCUAAUUUCCAAAAUAAAUUCAAAAGAUUUUUGUCUAUUUAAGCACAUUUUUAUAGACAUUUAAUGAGCGAAUGUUGCAGCUACAUUAAGAUACAACAAAUAUUUAUAAAAAUGUACACGCUAAAGAGAACGAUAAUAAAAACUUUUACAGUAAAUUAAAAUCCAAAAAUUAAUACUGAUUAGAAAAUAAAAAACAUAAAACAUUUGUGCCAAGUUAAGAGAAUCAAUUAGUUGUAUUAUUUCUCUUCCAUUUUGUUUAAAUUAAGUUCAUGUAUUCCGUUACUAUUUACCACACUAUAUUCUAAGAAAAUGUAAUUAUGUUAACUAUUAUCCAUUAUUUCAUGUUAAGUUUUAGUUAUUUCUAAUAACAAUAAUACAAGCAGAGAAAUUUGACAAAACAAAAAGAAAAAAUAAAAUAAAAUUAUUGGUUUCAUAGCGCUCGUACGUUUUGCAUAAAAAUAUUAAAUUAAAAUAUAAAAACAAAAACAUUAAGAAAAAUGCUUAAAUAAUGAGGAAAAUUAAAAACAAGUUUAACGUAAAGAAAAAUCAUUAAUAAUAACAAAAAAAAAAAACAAGUAUGUAGGUGUUUAAUAAAAUAUAACAUAUAAAUAAAAUCAAAUACAUUGAACAAGUAAAACGUUGUUAAAUUGUUGCAAAAUGCAUAAAGAUCAACUAAUUCAUAAGAAAUAAAAAAACAAAAACAAAUUAUUUUUAAAUAUUUGCAAAAAAAUACAAAUGAAAUGCAUAUUUAGUUUAAGUGUAUAAAUUUUGUUGUUGUAUGACAUUAAAGUGAACCCAAUUAAAUUAGUUAAUUAAAAAAAAAUUGAAUUUGUGUUCUAGCAAUAAAAAUGAAAAGUAAACUAAAAACCAAAACCAAAAAAAAA
This is a messenger RNA of Drosophila albomicans, 6611 nucleotides long. Its product is annotated as dorsal-ventral patterning tolloid-like protein 1. The record is from RefSeq and is a predicted model, not a curated record. Lineage: Eukaryota; Metazoa; Arthropoda; Insecta; Diptera; Drosophilidae. Gene Ontology annotation, molecular function: protein binding. Bases 682 to 4404 code for a protein of 1240 amino acids. The transcript is spliced from 18 exons. Gene Ontology annotation, cellular component: plasma membrane.